Aureobasidium vineae is the source of this 1227-nucleotide messenger RNA. Lineage: Eukaryota; Fungi; Ascomycota; Dothideomycetes; Dothideales; Saccotheciaceae. The record is from the annotation of a GenBank genome assembly.
AUGGUUGUAGCUCGUCAAGAACCUCCUUGGGCGGCGCGUAGCUCUUACUUUGCGUCGUUGUACUCCGCUCAACAAGCUGCGCAGACAGCCUCUCCACAAGUGGAUGAUGAUGACCAGGACAACAGCGGCCAGCAAUUCAGUAACAGUGGCUACGACGACCAGACUGGAUCAGCAUUUUCAACGGCGACUGAUCUUGCUUUCGGAGCCACGACAGCGACAUUGGAAGAUGGUGCGACCUCAACGACAAUGACAAGUACUUCUGACCCAGUUGCUCAGUCACUGACGAGCGAUGGAGUCCUCACACCCGGAUCCACACUGCAAACCACUGCCACGCCAAGUAUGACGACCAGUAUAUCGUGGGCGCAACCAGCAUGGCAAUCUGGCUGGCAUUCGUACGCUCCGUCGUAUACCAACACAGCCACGGCCUCUGAGACUAGCCCUGCAAGCCUGACUCCCGGCCUGAACAUUCAAAACAAAGCUCAUCAUGGUCCAAACACGACUCUAAUCGCCGGCGUUGUUGUUCCAAUAGUGAUUAUAUUGGCAGGUGGUCUCGUGGCCUUGACUUGUCUGCGCAGACGACGAAAGCGUGCUACUGUCACCCACAACGAAGAUGCCUCCGUCAUCGACGCGGCGGCACCGGUUUCGAUGGUAGAGAAGGUAGCGGGAAAGAAACCCAGUACCGAUGUUCAUCGUCCAAAUCAGACGACCGUGUUGUCGCCGAUUGAUGAGGCAAUGGCAGCCCCUCAGCUUCCUCAGCUGGUGAUCACUUCAUCUCAAAAUGCAACUUACUUUACUGGUCUGGACACUUUCUCUGUGCACUCAGCAGCCACGACCGAAGACCCUCCACCACCUUACCGAGCACGAAGUAUGUUGAGCCAUACAUCAUCCGAACGACGUCAGCCCAGUAUAGUCACACAGAGCGCAGCUCUCGCACCAAUCUCGCCGGUAUCGCCAGUAUCGCCGAUUUCUCCUGUGGCUCACCUCGCCUCACCUUUCUCCGACGCCAAUGCGAUAGCUGUUGCUAGGUCACCCUCUCAAAGGUCGUUCGCCAGUACAUUGUAUUCAAGCAAUGCUAGCGUCUAUGAGGCACGACCUGCCCGGCGAAGCACGGGGCCUGCGGAGUAUGUUGUCAGCCGGAGGUUGUCAACUGAUGAUCAGAUCCGAGUAAGAUCGCCAUUUGAGGAUCCGGAGGAUGAGUUUGUUGGCGAACGACGCGAGAGAUUUUGA